Messenger RNA from Platichthys flesus (European flounder), 1071 nucleotides. RefSeq names its product paired like homeobox 2A (gene phox2a). Gene Ontology annotation, molecular function: DNA-binding transcription factor activity, RNA polymerase II-specific; RNA polymerase II transcription regulatory region sequence-specific DNA binding. The record is from RefSeq and is a predicted model, not a curated record. NCBI's taxonomy places the organism in Eukaryota, Metazoa, Chordata, Actinopteri, Pleuronectiformes, Pleuronectidae. Gene Ontology annotation, biological process: regulation of transcription by RNA polymerase II.
AUGUAUAAGAUGGAUUACUCCUACCUGAACUCCUAUGACUCCUGCAUGGCGGCCAUGGAAGCGUCGGCCUACGCGGACUUCAGUUCCUGCAGCCAGGCGAGCUCCUUCCAGUACAACCCGAUCCGGAGCGGACCCUUCUCCAACCCGGGCUGCACCCCGCUCAGCACGGCCAGCUGCACACUGGGAGCCCUGCGGGAGCACCAGCCCACCCCCUACUCCUCAGUUCCGUACAAGUUCUUCUCGGACCCCUCCGGCCUGAACGAGAAGCGGAAGCAGCGGCGCAUCAGGACCACAUUCACCAGCUCCCAGCUGAAGGAGCUGGAGCGGGUCUUUGCGGAGACGCACUACCCGGACAUCUACACCCGAGAGGAGCUGGCCCUUAAGAUAGACCUGACCGAGGCCCGGGUACAGGUGAGACCUGAAUAACUGCAUAUCUGAAUGAGAUUGGACCAUUUUUCUUCAUGUCUGUUUUUCCAUCUUCACUGGAAAGCUUAUUGUCCCUUGGUCUGUGUUCUCCAGGUUUGGUUUCAGAACAGGCGUGCCAAGUUUCGUAAACAGGAGCGUGCAGCCAACUCCAAAGCCAACAACUCUGGUGGCACCACGGGCAGCACAGGCAGCAGCAGCUCUGGAGGGAAGAAGGGCGGGGAGACCAGAUCUUCUUCAGAUGAUGAUGAGUCCAAAGAAUCCACCUGCAGCCCCACGCCUGACAGCACGGCCUCCCUGACGGGCUCGGCCAACGGAAACCUGGGCAGCCCUGCCAGCCUGAGUCCCAGCCCGGCUCCCAUCAACACCGGCUACAUCAACACCUCCAGCUCCCCGGUCCUCCAGGGGCUGAAGCCGCCCAGCUGGUCCAGCCUGGGGCCUUCCAACCCGGCCGUGGCCCAGCCGGCUCUCCAGACUCAGGAGAUUCUGAAGGCCUGGCAGCCGGCGGACAGUAUGACCGGGCCCUUUGCCGGAGUCCUGUCGUCCUUCCACAGAAAACCCAACCCCACCAUCAAGACAAACCUGUUCUGAAGCACAGAGGGAGAGAAAAGAGAAACAGACAUUGUGUGAUCUUCUGGAACAGCGAGG